UUGUCAUUGCUAGAGUCAAAACUACAUAACAUAAUUUUAUUCCAAUUUGUAAAAAAAAAAACUAAUUAAUUUCUUUUCCCGGGUACUCAUUGUUCAGGCAGGGUCUACAGUUAAAAAUGAAGUUUAAUAUUGUGCCGGUCGAGGAAUUGAAUCUGCUGGAGCUGUCCCAGAUUGAAAUGGGCUUUGAAUGGAUGCCGGAGGAGCAAAUCGACGAUGUCGUAUCUGUUUCAAAUGAGGAUUAUUUGGAUGAGAAUCUCAGCUAUUUUGGUUCUGACGAGGAUGUGACACCGGAGCAGUAUCCCGAUGGGCUCUCCGAGGACAAUAAUGUCAGCGAAACGCAGGAGCAGCAGGACGAGACCGGGGACUUGGUGAUGGAUCGAAGUACUGCAGAUGCCUUGGGCAAGUUUAUUCGCAGCAACUUGGAUCUUUUCGUCAACAAGAUUGUCUUGGACGUGGGCUGCUACUGUGGUGUCCUCAGCCAGCAUUGCAUCCAGGCUGGGGCGGCGCUGGUCCUUGCCACGGGCAACGGGAAUGCCGCAAAAUAUGUAAUGGCGAACGCCAUCGCGCAUGGCAUGGGCGAAGUGUUUGUGCCGAUCAGGGGCUCGAUUGCCGAGAUCGAGUUGCCUUUCGGCAUUGAAAAUGUGGACGUCAUUGUCUCAGAGUGGAUGGGACAUUCGGUCUUCGUGGGCUCGCGGUUCAAGGAUGUUCUCUAUGCCCGAGACAAGUGGCUGGUAGAGGGCGGCCUAAUCUUUCCGAAUGUGGGAAAGUUGUACAUCACAGGCCUCUUUGACAAUCCCAUAAAGUACACGGAAACCUAUCUGGCCGACACGAUCGAAGACAGCCGGGACUAUCCCACCCACACGUCUGGCUCCGAUUCAGAGGAAGGAGGAGAAUACAUUGUGCGGAAGCCAAGUAUGUUGGAAGCUCAUGUCUGCCCGGUGGAUGUGAUUACCCAAAAGUAUCUCCUGCAAACCAUCGAUCUCUACACGGCUGUGGAUGCUGCGGAAAGCUUUACAAGAGACUUCAAACUGCGCAUUCUCAAGGAUGGCUUAGUGCUAGCUGUGGCUCUGCACUGUGAGAUUUGCGUGGCCCUGCCCAACCGCAAGCUAAGGCGACUGUUCUCCACUGGGCCCAGGCAUCCCGAGACCUAUCUGAAUCAGACUGUUUUGCUGCUGGAGACACCGAAUACUGUGGCAAAGGAUAUGCUGUUGAAGGGUGUUUUCGGCUUGUACCGCAAUCAACGCCGACAUGGCGAAGUAGAGUACUCCCUGCGCUUGAAGGGGGGUCACUUUGAUCCAUAUUUUGAGCCCCAGAAAGAUCCACGCGCAGCAGAGGACGAUUUUUUUACGGCAAAUGAUUCCUUGGCAUUACUGUUCGGCGAGGGCGAGGAGCCAAUGGCAGAACUAAAUUCAGAAGUAGACACCGACUCUGGGACAGAUUCAGGGACAGGGACAGGGCCAUACCUUUAUUACAGUUUUGCUUAACAAAUAAAAAGGGGAUGCGAAUGCA
Messenger RNA from Drosophila obscura, 1509 nucleotides. RefSeq names its product protein arginine N-methyltransferase 1 (gene Art9). Gene Ontology annotation, cellular component: nucleus. The transcript has 3 exons. Gene Ontology annotation, biological process: peptidyl-arginine methylation. The coding region runs from base 117 to 1484 and encodes 455 amino acids. NCBI's taxonomy places the organism in Eukaryota, Metazoa, Arthropoda, Insecta, Diptera, Drosophilidae. Gene Ontology annotation, molecular function: protein-arginine N-methyltransferase activity. The record is from RefSeq and is a predicted model, not a curated record.